AUGGGGCCACUACUGAUAGAGGCCUGGUUGCUGUUGCAGGAAUUGCUUGAGGUACCUGGUGAUCCUCAGUGGGUGGAGACUAUCACAAAGGACAUUCACCGGCAAUUCCCUUUCCACGAGAUGUUCCUGUCUCCUGAGGGCCCUGGACAGCAGGGGCUAUUGCAGCUGCUGAAAGCCUACACUGUCUAUCGGCCCCAAGAAGGUUAUUGUCAAGCUCAAGGACCAGUGGGCGCCCUGCUUCUCAUGCACAUGCCACCAGAGCAAGCUUUCUGGUGCCUGGUACAGAUCUGCGACCACUAUCUGCCUGGUUACUACAGCCCCGAAAUGGAGGCGCUGGUGCUAGACAGUGAAAUUUUUACGGCUCUCCUCCAUCGUGUGUGUCCCAAGGCCUUUAAGCACUUGCAGAAGCAUGGAGUGGGGCCUUUGAUGUACAUGCCUGAGUGGUUCCUGUGCCUCUUUGCCCGCACGCUGCCCUUCCCCACAGUGUUGAGAGUCUGGGACGCCUUCCUGAGUGAGGGGGUCAAGGUGUUGUUUCGUGUCGGUCUGCUGUUAGUCCGCCUAGCCCUGGGCUCCUCUGAAAAACUACGUGACUGUUCAGGAUUGGUGGAGACACUGGAGAAGCUACGCAACAUCCCACCUCAGUUUCUGCAAGAAGACAGCUUCAUGGCUGAGGUCCAUGAUGUGCCCAUCUCGGAGAGUGACCUGGGACGUGAAUGUAGAAUCCAACUGGGAAAACUGUGCAAAACUCAGCCUAAAUUCCAGUAUAGCUCAAAGCAGCGCCUUUCUGGUGCAAGGGCCAUCUUUGACGUUCAGCAACUGGAGGAUGCACAGAACAAUAAGACAGAGAAGGAAAUUCACUCACAUACUUUCCACAUCCCCAAAAUCAAGGUAGACCCGCCCCCGUCGUCCCCAGAGGAGCAGAAGAGGGCCUCGGAGAUGCAAGGUCAGAAAAAAGAGCAGAAAAGGAAGAAGCCGGACACACGGGGAAAGACUUUCCAUGUCUUUGAGCAUCCCAGGGGUAGAAGGGAGAGAAAGCUAGAACCAGAAGCCUCAAAGUGCAAGUCGUCUUUUUACUUGGAGGCAUGAUUCUCACUCAGGGCAGAGAAGACAUGGAACUCUGGGACAACAUCAUGCAGCAUUUUCUCACUGCCCUGCUUUGGUUAAUGGAUGAAUUCAGAAGCUUCGACAUAGCCUGAGUUGAAGGCAAUCCUAAAUUUCUAGCAAAACAAAUAAAUGGGUGGGUUUCCUAAUUUAGGAGCUUCCUCUUUCCGAAGCCUUCACCUAUAACCCUGCUUGAAUUAAAAUAAGAGAUGGGUAGUCCCAUCCUACAUGUGUUUUGGGAUGUACAUAAAGCUAUGAGUUACAGAUAUUGGUGUGUGUGUAGACACGAUUUAGCUAUAAUAAGCUUGGUGAAUUUCAAAGGGCAGAGCAAAUGAAUUUCACUAAGUACCCUUCUUCCCAUCACUCAGCUCCCACCACCUC
Molecule: messenger RNA, 1482 nt
Organism: Protobothrops mucrosquamatus (brown spotted pit viper)
Lineage: Eukaryota; Metazoa; Chordata; Lepidosauria; Squamata; Viperidae
Product: carabin
Exons: 6
Coding region: 1-1086 (361 amino acids)
Source: RefSeq, a predicted model, not a curated record